AUGCGUUUACGUGGCUGCCUAUUUGCUAGCUGUCCUAGGGGGCAAAGCCUCUCCAUCAAGUGCGGACAUCGAAAAGAUCUGGGGUCCGUUGGUGUUGAAGCCGAUGGGGAAAGGCUUAAGAAAGUCAUCUCAGAGCUCAAUGGCAAGAGUAUCGACGACCUGAUUGCCCAAGGUAAGCUAGGAGUACGUCUUGGUGAAGCCGCGAAUAAAGAGCCAUGUGAUAAUACACGUUUUAAGCAAAUUUUAAUAUUUAGUCUGAAUGACUUCAGCCGCUUCAUAUUAUGCUGA
Molecule: messenger RNA, 288 nt
Organism: Acanthoscelides obtectus
Lineage: Eukaryota; Metazoa; Arthropoda; Insecta; Coleoptera; Chrysomelidae
Source: the annotation of a GenBank genome assembly